Pleurotus ostreatus (oyster mushroom) is the source of this 2220-nucleotide messenger RNA. RefSeq lists its product as uncharacterized. Gene Ontology annotation, molecular function: ubiquitin protein ligase activity; ribosome binding. The record is from RefSeq and is a predicted model, not a curated record. Gene Ontology annotation, biological process: rescue of stalled cytosolic ribosome; protein ubiquitination. Bases 1 to 2220 code for a protein of 739 amino acids. The transcript has 7 exons. NCBI's taxonomy places the organism in Eukaryota, Fungi, Basidiomycota, Agaricomycetes, Agaricales, Pleurotaceae.
AUGUCUACUCAAACUGCAACUCAGACCGCUUCUCGAGGCCAGGGAAAUCGCGGUGGAAAUAGAGGCAAAGGACGUGGCGGACGCGGUGGGCGUGGCGGCAAUCGCGGAAACCGACAGGCGGCGAACGGCGGGGACCAAAGGGCUGUUCAAGCCGUUCAGACCAUCACUGAAGCGACGGCGGUCGUGUCUUUGAGUGAAAGCGAAGUUGUCAAGGACGACGAUGCCGCCUCCGUUCAAACGAGCCCCGAAAUGUGCUGGAUCUGUGCGGAGCCAGUCAAAUAUUAUUCUGUUCCACCAUGCAACCACAGGACCUGUCAUGUCUGCGCCUUACGCUUAAGGGCCUUGUAUAAGAAGACCGAGUGCACAUUCUGCAAGGAUCCCCAAACGUCCCUCAUCUUUACGGUGUCCCCCGAUGCGCUCUUCUCUUCCUUUACUUCAGAAGCAAUCCCGUUCAAGGAUUCGCUCCUGGAAAUUUAUUUCGAGACCGAGGACAUGAUGCAAGAGACCUUGAUUCUCCUCCGUUUCAAUUGCCCAGACCCCGAUUGUUCCUACAUAGGCGCGGGCUGGGGCGAUCUAAGCAUACACAUCCGAGGCGUACACAAGAAGAACUUAUGCAAUCUCUGUGUAAAGAACAAGAAAGUGUUCGCCCACGAGCACUACCUGUACACUCGAAAUGAAUUAGCGAUACAUCUGCCGAGCUUACUCUCAAGGCAUCAUUCUGGCAAACAACCUGCAAAAGCUCAAAUCGAAGGAGGCAUCCAUCCACUAUGUGAAUUCUGUAAUGAAUGCUUCUUCAGCGAUGACGAGCUGUAUGCACAUCUCAGGGAACAUCAUGAGGAGUGCUUUGUUUGUAAGCGCAAUGGUGUCGUCCAUCAAUAUUUCCGAAACUACCCCGAACUCGAAAAUCACUUCAACACUGUACACCACCCCUGCGAAAAUUCGGAAUGUCUCGCUCGCAAAUUUGUCGUUUUCAACACUAGACUCGAUCUGCAAGCCCAUAUGGUCGAAGAACACGGCGCUCAGAUGAACACGCGGGACAAGAAAGAAGCUAGACGUGUGGAAGCUGAUUUCGAGUUCGAGGCUAUCGGUCGGGGUGGACGAGGAGGGCGAAGAGCUAGGGAGCCGGAAGGAAACCGGGAUCCACCUCCUGCGCCGCCAGGACCAUCACGCCCUCCAGGGCCUAGUCGACGCAGGGAGGCGUUUGGAGGUAAUCUAACUGGUCCUGCGCCUGCCAACAACGGCAAGGCUCCUGCUGAUCGGGCAUCAACGUCAUCUGGAAGCUCUGUUGGAGAAGAUGGCAUAAACAGGACGCCGGCCUACAUAUCACGCAUCAAAGUGCUCGCAGCCAACCCUGCCAAUGCUGUUCGUGCAAUGAAAGUCGCUACUCGGAGCUAUACGUCCAACGAGUGCGGCGCCAGAGAUCUCAUCCUGACAACAUGGAAUGUACUCGACCGGGACUUGGAACGCACAUCGAGCGUCAUCAAUGCUUUCGUCGAAACCUUGACAGACGAAGAAAAGAAACAGGACCUCCUUGGUAAAUGGAAAGGAUUCGAGAUCGAGCAAAAACGCGAGUUCCCCGAAUUGACUCCAGUAGCAGUUGGAGGAGGUUACGCAGCGAUUACCUCUGGUCACGUCAUAAACGCCAAGCAUCAGACUGCUACGCGCGCCCAACGGUCUUCUCGUCAAGUCUGGGACCGCGUAGCGCAAGCCGCUAGUAGUUCAUCUUCACGACCAGCUCGACCUCAAGUAGCCCAGGAUCGUUUCCCCGCGCUAGGCUCGUCCAGUGCAGCCACCAAUAUUGCUGCGCCAGCACCGAUUCCACCGUUUAGACAAGGCCAGCGUAACACCCCAUGGUCAACAAACGGUGGUGCUUCUGGCAGUCGCCCGCCAUCUACUACCGUCGUUCCGCGACCAAGUUCACAGAACGUCAGCAGCAACACCAAACGCGCUCCACCCCCCAAGCUAUCGGAGAGCGCUUUUCCUGGUCUUCCCAGCAACAACAACGGGAGACAAAAGCCGCAAGUCAGUGGGAAUGUGUCCUUGAAGAAUAUCAUCGGCAAUCAAGGACCUGCAACCCCAGCAUGGGGAUCGGGUUCCUCCACCCCUUCUUCCGCCCAUAAUGGCGGUGACUCUGCGGAUGCUCCUGGGGCUGGGAAGGGAAAGAAGAACAAGGGAAAGCAAAAGCAGACCCUAUUUACAUUGGGUGCAUUCCCAGCAUAA